This is a messenger RNA of Homarus americanus (American lobster), 4168 nucleotides long. RefSeq names its product alpha-aminoadipic semialdehyde synthase, mitochondrial-like (gene LKRSDH). Gene Ontology annotation, cellular component: cytoplasm. Gene Ontology annotation, molecular function: saccharopine dehydrogenase activity. The record is from RefSeq and is a predicted model, not a curated record. Lineage: Eukaryota; Metazoa; Arthropoda; Malacostraca; Decapoda; Nephropidae.
CUGCCAUGCUAGGCGCUGGAUCAGUAGAAAUGUUCGAGGCAGAGUUCUGGGCAUUCGUCGAGAGGACCAGAGUGUGUGGGAGAGAAGGGCUCUUCUUGGCCCAUCCCAGGUGAAGCAACUGGUCAAGGAUGGGGUCAGGGUCAUUGUACAGCCGUCUAAUCGCAGAGCUUACCCCAUGCAGGCAUACCAGAACGUUGGGGCCAAGAUACAGGAAGACCUCUCGGAGGCUCCUGUCAUUAUUGGGGUGAAACAGGUCCCCAUCGACCAACUCAUCCCUAACAGAACGUACUGCUUCUUCUCACACACCAUUAAGGCUCAAGAGGCUAAUAUGCCACUUCUUGAAGCUAUUUUGGAGAAGAACAUCCGGCUGUUGGACUACGAGCGGAUGUGUGACGAACAAGGCCAGCGCGUUGUGGCAUUUGGGAAGUAUGCUGGAGUGGCCGGCAUGAUAAACAUUCUCAAUGGUCUUGGUCUUCGUCUGUUGGCUCUUGGUCACCACACACCCUUUAUGCACAUCGGUCCGGCCCACAAUUACCGCAACACGGAAAUGGCCAGACAAUCUAUUCGCGACACAGGUUACGAGGUCUCGCUGGGGAUGAUGCCCAAAUCCAUCGGGCCUCUGACGUUUAUAUUCACGGGUACGGGCAACGUGUCUCAGGGAGCGCAGGAAAUAGUGCAAGAACUGCCACACGAGUAUGUCACCGUCAAGGCCCUCAAGAAAGUGGCAGAACAUGGAUCCACAAACAAGGUGUACGUGUGUGAGGUCAGUCGUCGGGACCAUCUGGUGAGGAAGGACGGCGGUAAAUAUGACGCGGUGGAAUACGAGGAACACCCGGAGCGCUACAUUUCUGUCUUUGCUCACAAGGUGGCGCCGUACGCCUCGGUCAUCAUCAAUGGAAUAUACUGGGCCGUUAAUUCCCCUAAGCUGCUGACCAUCCCCGACGCCAAGUACCUUCUACAGCCAGUGUAUACCCCCUGGCUGCCAGCCUCGAUGGGUUCUCCUUCACUACCUCACAGAAUGUUGGCCAUCUGCGACGUCUCAGCAGAUCCGGGCGGCUCCAUUGAAUUCAUGUCCGAGUGUACCACCAUCGACACGCCGUUCUGUCUCUACGAUGCCAAUCAGAACAAAGAUACGAACAGUUUCAAAGGCCCCGGAGUACUGGUGUGUAGUAUUGACAACAUGCCCACACAACUGCCCAGAGAAGCUACAGAUUUCUUCGGUUCGUUGCUUCUGCCUCACAUGUACGACAUCCUUCAGUCCGACCUCUCCAAGACCUUCGAGGAACACUCUUUCACGCAUGCUGUUGGUGGGGCUAUUAUCACCAGUGGUGGUCGACUCACUAAAAACUUUGAGUACAUCGCAGAUCUCCGCGCCCAGACCAAAAGAGCUACCAGCAAGUCUGCUGUCGACAUGGCCAGUAAGGAGCAUAAGGUGUUAGUGCUGGGUGCUGGGUACGUGUCAGCCCCUCUGGUGGAAUACCUCUCAAGGAACACCAACACUGGCAUCACUGUGGCAUCGGGACUGCAAGACGAGGUAGAUGCACUGUCGGCUAAACACGCCAACGUUGAGUCUGUUCUGCUUGAUGUAGUCGAGCGUCCUGACCUUCUGGCAGACUUGGUGAAGGGCGUCGACGUCGUGGUCUCUCUCCUGCCGUACUCGCUUCACCACGAGGUCGCCAAGCACUGUAUAACUCAGAAGACCAACAUGGUAACAGCGUCGUACUGCACUCCGGCCAUGAGAGAGCUUCACGAGGCAGCUUCAGACGCAGGCAUUACUGUGGUUAAUGAGGUCGGUCUUGAUCCUGGCAUUGACCACCUCUUGGCUAUGGAAUGUUUCGAGGAGGUCCAAAGAGGCGGUGGUAAAAUUGACUCGUUCGUCUCGUUCUGCGGAGGACUGCCGGCCCCCGAGUUCUCCGACAAUCCCCUGCGUUACAAGUUCUCGUGGAGUCCACAGGGUGUACUACUCAAUACCCUGGCUGGUGCUAAGUAUUUGGAGAAUGGCGAGGUCAUAGAGAUCCCUCCAGGCGGUGCGCUCCUCGACGCCACUGAAGAAUUCACCUUCCUGCCGGGUCUGGCCCUCGAAGGAUUCCCCAACCGUGACUCCACCGUUUACAGGAGCCUAUACGGCAUCCCAGAGGCCAAGACCGUGCUCAGGGGAACUCUGCGCUAUAAGGGCUUCUCUGAUAUUGUCAAGGCAUUACAGAAACUUGGACUGAUCGAUCCUCAACCACACCCCAUGUUGCAUCGAGGGGGUCCUGAUAUUACCUGGAAACAACUUGUGUGUAGUCUACUCGGCCAGCUGGACUCAAAUAUUUUCUACGACAACUUGAGAUCGCUGGUGCUGGAGCGAAUAGAUAAUGAUAACCAGUUACAAAACUUUGAAUCUCUGGGGCUGUUAAAUGACGAUUUGGUGUUCAAGGCUAACUCACCGCUCGACACUCUCUCUCACUACCUCUCAAAACGACUAGAGCUCCAGAGAGGGGAGCGCGAUUUGGUGGUUCUACGUCACGAGAUCGGCAUCACGUGGCCCGACGGCAGGAAGGAGUUGAAGGGCAUCAACCUGGUGUCGUACGGCGAGUCGACCGGUUAUUCGGCCAUGGCCAAGACCGUGGGUUAUCCGGCCGCCAUAGCCACACGGAUGGUCCUGGACGGAGAGAUCCAGGGACUAGGGAUGGUUCUGCCGUUUACCCGAGACAUUUACCGACCGAUCAUCUCUAGACUCGAAAAGGAAGGAAUUACCGCAACGGAAAAAUCCACGUGGGUUUAACGAGAACGAAUCACCAAGAGAAAUAGUUUAAUAAUAAAGUGUAACACAGGCUUGAGUAGACAGAGCAUAAUUACCAUAAAUCAUAUGAUAAUAAGAAGAAGAAUUUGUAUUUUGGCAAUUAAUGAGGAUAGCCGAUAAAGCCAUUAGAAGCUUAUAUCCCUUUACCCAACAGCAUCUAGGCUGUUGACACUUACCUACAGGUCCCCUCUAAUAGUUUGGCGUUCACCAAAAUAAAAUAUCAAAAGUGGCGUUCCGGUAGUGAAGGAGUUUAUAUUAAUUGUUGUUUUGUACUGGUGCUAAAAUAAUUGUAAGAGUUGUAUAAAAAAUAUUGACGUUUAUAUUUUGAAAGAUCAAGUUGUCAAUAAUUGUAAUGAUGUUCGCUGAAGUAAUUUUGUAAGAUUUAAUUUACUGUCCCCCAAAAACUCGUGAAGCCUCUCCUCGUGAACCACAAACCCCAAGAUUGAGACUCAUGAAUCUGAAGCAUUUCUGUACACAAUACUGCAUCAGUGCCUAAUGCUUUAGGUUCAAGAGUCUGAAUCCUGGGGUUAGUGGCUCAUAAGGAGAUGUGAGUACAGAGCUGUAGUAAAACCCCCGUUAUCCACAAUGAAUGCAUUUGGCACCAAAACGAAAUAAUAAUAAUAUAAAAUUCCUCCGACAUCAGGUAGAAUCGUAAGUUUGAAUACCGUGGACAAUGGGGACGAGCUGCCAACAGGACAUGGCCAGUCAACAAUGUGGGUGUCGUCCUGGCUGUGUGUAUGUCACGAGGAGGGAACGGCGUUAUAGCCUCCACCCACAGCACUUCCCCCACACUGUUAUUUCAUAGUUUUAUAUUAUAUUUUCUUUAUUUCUAUGCCACAUCACUUCCCCCACACUGUUAUUUUAUAGUUUUAUAUUAUAUUUUCUUUAUUUCUAUGCCACAUCAUUUAUAUAGAGUAAAUGAGUGUUAAAGAAGUCCAUUUUCUGAUGCACAAUAAGUGAGGCCAGUCUGUAGCACUGUGUAUUAUAGGGGAUCCUAAGAGUGAGUUUCACCUAACCACAAAAUCUCUCGAUAGCUUGGCUUGUAUAAUGUUGUGACCAUUCAGUAAUGAUUUAGAAAGCUGAUAUUGUUCCACUGUUGUUUAUUGUAGUGAAUUAUGUUGUUAAGAAAAUCCAGUGUUUAGUACUACUGUAGUGUAGAGGCGUUUGUUGUGGACAAUUAUAAAGUAAUAUUUUAGUAUUGCAGUAUUUGUUAAUUGUAGUUAAUUAGUUGUUGUUAAAAGCUGUUUUUGUUUCAAUAUCAGGAGUAAUUGUACAUUUAUAACAUUAGCAAACAACUCAAGUUACUUCUCAGUGUGAUUGUCAUUGCUGAUGUUAGUCUAUGAUAUAUUUUGUAAUUUUUACCCAAAUAAAUAAUUUCUUAUA